Molecule: messenger RNA, 588 nt
Organism: Ostertagia ostertagi
Lineage: Eukaryota; Metazoa; Nematoda; Chromadorea; Rhabditida; Trichostrongylidae
Source: the annotation of a GenBank genome assembly
AUGGCUGUCGGUGAAAAUUCUUCGUUCACGUUGGGGUUGGCCGCUGAUGGGCCUGUCCGUGAUGCACGUAAAGUCCCUGUGGAAGCGGUCAAAAAAGUUUCCAUGUCGAAUAGCCACACUUUGUUCCUCACCCAAAAAGGAGUAGUAUUUGGAUGUGGAGUUGCGUCGAACUUUGGAAAAAGUGACGAUAUCGGUAGUCUGGUGGUGAAUCCUAUCAAAGUGGAUUUCCCUGGAGAGAACCUUCCCGUUGUUGAUGUUGCAGCAGGCCCGCACCACUCUGUCUUCAUAACAUCAAAAAGUGUUUACGUGUGUGGACUAAAUUCUGAUUUCUGUCUCGGUCAGAAAAAGGAUAAGUGUCACUAUUCAUUGAGGAAGGUGAAGCUUCCACUUCCUGAAGGUGUGAGAAAGUUUCAUUUUGACAAGGUGUUCACCAAUGAUCACUGUACACUUAUUUUCUCAUUCUCCAAUACCACGACUGAAAUCUGGAUUGCUGGAAGAACGCCGCUCAAAAUUAGCGAGGGCUUUACAAGAGUUGAAAAAAGUUCAGAAAAUGCAUUGACCAAAUUUAUGGUGUUUAUUGGAGGAUAA